Jatropha curcas is the source of this 1372-nucleotide messenger RNA. RefSeq names its product FLUCTUATING-LIGHT-ACCLIMATION protein 1, chloroplastic. Gene Ontology annotation, cellular component: chloroplast. Lineage: Eukaryota; Viridiplantae; Streptophyta; Magnoliopsida; Malpighiales; Euphorbiaceae. The record is from RefSeq and is a predicted model, not a curated record.
UUCCUAGAAAGGCCCGAGGAAACUCUGAGAAGAGAAACACGGAAACCCACUGCGUUAAGUUUCCGUCCCACAUAAUCCGUCCGGCUACCUUUCGCACAAGCAUAGAGCAGACUGCAAACAAAAAAUGGCGUUGAAGAUGGCGCCAACAAGACCAUUAAUCCAUGUAAUUACUCUGUUUUUAUCACUAUCCCUCAUUUUAUGUAUAGCUUUUGCUGCUUCAGGAGGGAGAAUGGGUGGCGGUUCAUUCUCUAAGCGGUCAUUAGGCUCAUCAGGUUCAUCAUCUUCUCAUUUUUCACCACCAAAUCACGCCAAUAGCCAUUAUCACAAUAAUUAUUACCAUCGUCAGUAUCACCAUGGAAGUAGUUGCUUUUGGAAAGAGAUGAGGAGUUCGGCAAGUGACAAUGGUGGUUUUUCAAGAUGGGAUGUCGUUAUUGUGACAGUUUCUUUGGUAGGAGUUGUAUUGGUUUUCUAUUUUGAAUAUUUGCAGAGACAGAGUAAAGGCAGUGUUCUAAUGGUUCAGGUUGGGUUAAGAGGGAAGGCUCGUUCACUUCUGAAAGAGCUCAAUGAAAUUGCUGAAACUACAGAUACUUCUUCACCAAAGGGAUGGCAGCUCAUACUUAUAGAAACCACAUCAGCUCUGCUUCGACAUCCAAAAUACUUUAUCUCUGGUUACUCAUCUGUGAAUCAGUAUUGGGGUGAUGAUAGUGUGGAAAAGAGCUUUAGAGAACUCUCUGGUGAAGAAAGAGAGAAAACUGAGAGAGAGACUCUGGUUAAUGUCAACAAUAUCAAGUGGAAAAGAACAGUUACUCCUAAAGCUAACAAAUUUGACAAAGAUUACAUUGUGGUGACGGUCUUGGUAGCAGCUGCAGGUUCAUACAGAGUUCCUCCCAUCAGAAGCACUGAUGACAUGAAAGAUGCCUUGCGAUCGUUGAACAGUGGUUUGAGCAACCUUCUGGCUGUAGAGGUGCUUUGGACUCCUCAGGAUGAGAAUGAUACUUUGUCAGAGGAUGAAUUGCUUGAAAAUUACCCACUUCUGAGACCUAUUUGAUUCUCCUAUAAUGGUGUCUGUUCGACCGGGAAAAGGGGAAGAUAUUUUCAUUAUAUUACAACUCUAAUCUAUAGGAUUGACUCAAAUUGCUGCCUGCUGUUGAUUUCUCUCUAUGUAAAUAUAUAAAUAUAAUUCCAAAAAGAGUUAAUAGAUUCAAUAAUCAGGUUCUAAACCAAAUUAUACAUCUGUAAAUUAUAUUUAAGAAUACUUGAAGAUAAUAACUAUGUUUAACUAUGUCAUUGAGCGAUUUAAUCAGCUCUCAAAGGAAGAAUGGGAGAAACAGAAACCCCUAAUCAAUUUUAAUUAUAAGCCAAGAUUUACUGA